Messenger RNA from Colletotrichum graminicola M1.001, 996 nucleotides. Its product is annotated as alcohol dehydrogenase GroES-like domain-containing protein. The coding region runs from base 1 to 996 and encodes 331 amino acids. Lineage: Eukaryota; Fungi; Ascomycota; Sordariomycetes; Glomerellales; Glomerellaceae. The record is from RefSeq and is a predicted model, not a curated record. The transcript has a single exon. Gene Ontology annotation, molecular function: zinc ion binding; oxidoreductase activity.
AUGCUGGCAUUUCAGUACGAAUCUCCCAAAGAGGGCCUAAAGCUUUGCAGAAUCCCAAUACCCGAGCCUGGCCCCGGUUCAGUGCAGAUCCGUGUGAAGGCGGCAGGAUUAUGCCACUCGGACUGUCAUGUCAUCAAUGGACACGACGGUAUGCUUGUCAAGAAGCCAAUCACGCUAGGCCACGAGGCAUCAGGCAUCAUAACCGCCAUCGGUGCCAAUGUGGUCGAAUACCGCCCUGGCGACCGCGUCGCCGUGUCACUUCUCGCGUAUCCGCUCAACAUGGACGUCAGGGGUUGGGCGAUGGCCAUAGGAUUCGGAUUUGACGGCGGCUACGCCGAGUACGUCGUCGCACCAGUGAUCCGACUCGUACGGAUCCCUGAUGGUGUUCCUUUCUCCCAGGCCGCGGUUGCGACGGAUGCGAUGGCCACAGCGUACCAUGCCGUAGUGGUUGAAGCUGGCGUAUAUCCCGGCGCAACGAUCGGGGUUGUCGGCAUUGGCGGCCUCGGGAUGCAAGGUCUUCGUUUUGCAGCACUCAAAGGCGCCACGGUCUACGGCAUCGACAUCGUGGACUCCAAGUUCGCGCGUGCCAAACAAUUCGGCGCUCGCGGGUGUUUCAAGACUUUGAAGGAGGCCGGGGAUAUUGCUUUCGAUAUAAUAGUCGACUUUGUUGGCGCCAAAGAGACAACGAGAUUGGCCCUUGAACGUGUCAAAGAAGGAGGCAAGGUCGUACUUGUUGGACUGGCUGCGGGAAACGUGACCAUCUCGAGCACCGACUUGGUCGCACGUAGCAUCACACUGGUUGGGUCAUUAGGUGCUAGCGAAGCUGAUUUGAAGAAUGUAUUAGAGCUGCUCUCAAAGAAGGAAAUCGAGCCGCACAUGGAGGAAAUUCCUUUUGCAGAUAUCCCGGCCGGGCUUAAUGCCCUUGGUAUGGGUAAAGUUCAAGGAAGGCUUUGGACGGAUCCGAGCAAGCUCAGAAAAAGAUCUAGUCAGCUGUAG